AUGAAGCCAGCACUGUUGAAUCUGAUUCAGAACAACCAAUUUGCGGGCCUUGAUCAUGAGGACCCAUAUCUGCAUCUCCAUACUUUUGUUGAGCUUUGUGGCACAGUGAAGAUACAUCAAGUUCCUGAAGAGGUGAUUCGGAUGAAGUUGUUUCCUUUCUCACUACUUGGGAAAGCUAAGAUGUGGCUCAAUGCUCUACCACAUCAAAGCUUAACCAAGUGGUCUGACAUAGAGACAAAGUUCUUGGCAAGAUUCUUCCCUCUUGCUAAGAUAAAUCAAGCAAAAAGUGAGAUUGUCACAUUCUCUCAGAAGCAAGAUGAACUUCUAUCCGAGGCUUGGGAGAGAUACAAAUCCUUGUUGAGGAGAUGUCCAAGUCAUGGGUUUGAUGACCUUACUCAGGUUAAUAUUUUUCUGGGUGGAUUGCAGCCACGGGUGAAAAUUCUAUUGGAUGCCUCAGCUGGAGGUAGUAUGCGUUUUAAAACACCGGAGGAGGCUAUAGAGUUGAUUGAUGCUAUGGCAGCAAAUGAUUAUGAUCUACCAGCUGAAAGGGAGUCAAGACAGAAAAGAGGAAUUCUAGAGUUGGGAUCUCAAGAUGCUUUAUUAGCUCAAAAUAAGCUCUUGUCCCAACAAAUUGAGGCUCUUACCAAGCAAGUUGCUCGGAUUCCACAACAACUACAAUCCACUCAACAUCAAGUUCUAAGUUGUGAUCUUUGUGGGUUGAAUCAUCCUCACGGGCAGUGCAUUGAUACUUUCCCAUCUCAUGGAGAAGAGGUGAAUUACAUGGGAAAUCAAGCUCGACAAGGAGGAAAUUAUGGUGGUAAUUAUGGGAAGAAUUGGCAAUCACACCCUAGCACAGGGUGGAACCAGAAUGAUAUUGCUCAAUCUAGUAGACCUCCUAUGCAAAGGCCCAACUUGUAUGACAGGCAGUCUAAAUUAGAAGAAACAUUGAAUCAGUUCAUGCAGGUCUCAAUCUCUAACCACAAGAGUACUGAAGCAUCUAUAAAGAAUUUGGAGAUUCAAAUGGGGCAGCUGGCCAAACAAUUGGCUGAAAAUUCUGGUGGAAAUUUUUCAGCCAAUACUCAUACUAAUCCAAAGGAGAAUUGUAGUGCAAUUACAACAAGAGGUGGUAAGAGAGUGGGUGUGUUGGAGGAUGAGGAAGAGCAACAAGAAAACAAGGCUGAAGAGAGAGAGGGAGCCCCAAGCAAGAAAGAUAAAGAAAAGCAAUUUGCACGCUUCAUGGAGCUUUUUAAGAAGCUUCAGAUCAACAUUCCUUUCUCAGAGGCAUUGGAGCAGAUGCCCACUUAUGCAAAAUUCAUGAAAAACCUCUUGAACAAGAAGAAAAAGUUCAUUGAGCAAGAGAUUAUUGAGUUGGAAGCGGGGUGCAGUGCCAUAAUUCAAAAGAACUUACCUCCCAAGUUCAAGGACCCUGGAAGCUUUACAAUUCCAAUCACUAUUGGGGACCUAUCAGUUGGAAGAGCACUGCUAGACUUGGGUGCAAGCAUUAACCUCAUGCCCUUGUCUAUGUUAGAUAGAGUUGGACAGGUGGUAGUAAAACCAACCCGCAUGACUUUGCAACUAGCAGACCGGUCCAUCAAGUAUCCCUAUGGUGUCAUUGAAAACAUGCUAGUCAAAGUUGACAAAUUCACAUUUCUAGCUGAUUUUGUGGUUAUGGAUAUGGAAGAAGACUGUGCUAUUCCUAUUAUCUUGGGGAGGCCAUUUAUGAAGACUGCACGAGCAAUCAUUGAUGUUGGGGAUGGUGAAUUAAAAUUGAGGGUCCAUGAUGAGGUGAUCACUUUUAAUGUAUUUGAAGCUAUGACCCAUCCGAAUGAUAAAGGUGCUUGUUUCCGAAUGGAUGUGCUGGAUGAGGUAGCGUGUGAGGCUACAAAGAAGCUGAAAAAAUCAGUUCCAGAUGAUGUAAUCCGCUUGAAGCCACCUCCAUUCUCACUGCUUAGGAAAUCUAAAUUGUGGCUCAAUGCUUAUGAGUCAGCUAAGCAUUACAAGGAAAAGGUGAAGUUGUAUCAUGAACGAAAGAUCUUAAAAAGAGAGUUUCAACCGGGACAACUUGUGCUCCUUUACAACUCCCGGUUGAAACUAUUUCCAGGGAAGCUGAAGUCAAAGUGGUCAGGGCCAUUCAGAGUUAAGCAAGUUAAGCCUCAUGGAGCAAUACAAGUAGAGGAUGUUUCCUCCAAGGAGAGCUGGGUGGUAAAUGGCCAAAGACUUAAACUCUACUUGGGCGGUGAAAUUGAGCGAGCUUAUUCCACCGUUGCAUUGGAGGACCCCUGA
Molecule: messenger RNA, 2283 nt
Organism: Cajanus cajan (pigeon pea)
Lineage: Eukaryota; Viridiplantae; Streptophyta; Magnoliopsida; Fabales; Fabaceae
Source: RefSeq, a predicted model, not a curated record